Messenger RNA from Diatraea saccharalis (sugarcane borer), 1503 nucleotides. NCBI's taxonomy places the organism in Eukaryota, Metazoa, Arthropoda, Insecta, Lepidoptera, Crambidae. The record is from the annotation of a GenBank genome assembly.
AAGUUGACAUUCGUGGUACUGUCAUUGUGAAUGAUGUGAAGUGUGUCAAAUGAAAUGCAUGUUUGCUCGUUUGAUUUUAGCAAAAAAAUAUCAGCUAAAAUUUUAUGAUUUGGUGGUGGUUUAUCCAACAUUCAAUAUCAUUUAGAUUUUUUUAGAAGUGACUAUCUCCACCUAAAAUCAAAUAUACUAUUGCUGACACAUAAUAUGACUCUUUUGCAGAGAGUAUUUCGUUCUGUGAGGAAUGGACACAGAUAUAUUUUACCUCUUGCAUCAGUUCCUGUCAACAAAAACCAAAGAGUAUUAAGAAAUUAUAGCCAAAGUAAACAAGAUACAGAGGCAAAAGAACUUAAGUCACCAGCAAUAUCAGUAUCAACUGAGCAUGAAGAGCAUCAAUAUGAGGAGAGUAUUAAAAAUCGCAUCUUACUUAGAGCUUUAGAAUAUGUACCAAAAACUGGUUGGUCUGUCGAAUCACUUAGUGCAGGUGCAGAAUCAGCAGGGUAUCCUGGUAUAACACAUGGUUUAUUUCCAAAUGGAGGGGGUGAUCUAGUUCAUUACUUCAAUGUCAAAUGUAACGAAAAUUUAGUUGAGCAGAUGAAGAGUUGGCCUAAAGAUGAUUUAAAGGAUAAUAAGGUACCAUCUAAAUUUAUAGAGAAUGCUAUAAUGACCCGGCUUCUUAUGAUAGAACCUUACAAGAGCACGUGGCCUAAAGCAAUGGCAAUUCAAGCACUGCCAAAUAAUGUACCAAACUGUUUAGCUACUUUGCUUUCAUUAGUGGACGAUAUUUGUUAUCAUUCGGGUGAUCGAAGCGUUGAUUUCAACUGGUACAUUCGGCGUGUGGGAUUAGCUGGCAUUUAUAAAGCGAGUGAACUAUUUUAUUUGACUGACAAUAGCACAGAUUUUAGUAAAACUAGAAACUUCGUGUCCUCGCGCAUCCGAGAUGCUCAACUCAUACAAACGGCAUUGAACUUAAACCCAGUGGCUGCUGCUCCACAAACACUGACUGCUGCUUUUGUGACGGCCAAAAACAUGUUGGGUAUUAACACAUUGAAGUGAUAAUUUAAUUAUAGCUUAUAAAUAGUAUAAACAAGUAUAUAAAAUAUUUUGCUGUUAAUAAACAAAACAUUUACAUGUUAAGUCUCUUGUUUUAUUAGUGUGUAUAAAGAACAAAAUUAUGGUGGUACAAACAAAUUUUAUUAAAAUAAUUGUUUUGUAUAAAAAUUUAUAAACAUUUCUAUUCUACACAUUAUAAAUUACAGUCCAGUAUGUGUAAAUAGGAUUACAAUAUAUGCUGAGAAUGAAGUUUUUGAAGGCACAUAAUAUUUUCAUUUGCUAUGAAGGUACUAUGUAAUCACUUCCCUGAGCCACAUAAGAUAUUAAAUUGGGUGGUAAAGGUAAUUUGCUCCAAUCAUUUGCUGUAACAGUCUGCCUAAUCACAAAUCUACAUAUCAUUUGUAAUGAAUCCAGUCUUGCAAAUCUAAAAAAAAAGAAACAAUAAUAUUAUGU